AUGUCGACAGACAUCAAGACAUUAUUCAAAAAUCAUACCAUUUUCCACAAAAAGGAUGCGUCACUGCCCCGGAUAUAUGUCGAUGGGUGUUACGAUAUGUUCCACUGGGGACAUGCCAAUGUCAUACGACAAGCUUGUGCUGCGUUUGAUUAUAAGUGUGUGUUGGUCUUAGGUAUAUGUGACAAUCCAAUCAUUGAGAAACACAAGGGUCCGACUGUGAUGACGGAAGAAGAGAGAAAUUUGGCUGUUCAAUCGUGUCAAUGGGUUGAUGAAGUCGUUGAUGGAAUUAAUAUAUGGGACACUGAUAUUAAUAUGAUGAAAUUCUUUCACAUCAAUUAUGUUGUUCACGGCGAUGAUAUCUCAAUGAAUACGGUCACCGGAAAGAAUAGCUACCAAGAAAUUAUCGAUGCUGGAAUGCUCAAAUUAGUUCCACGAACAGACGGAGUCUCUUCGACCGAUUUAAUUUACAGGAUGAUGCACAGCGAAAGCAAAGAACAUUGGUGUGGCCUCAAACAUGCAAACCUUUCUGUUGAGAAGUUGAGGAUGUUCUCCUCCACCAAAAAGGAGAGAACCAAAGACGACAAAAUUGUAUACAUCGAUGGGAGUUUCGAUAUGUUGCACGCAGGACACUAUGAGUUGUUCCGUAAGGCCAAAGAGCUUGGAACGUAUUUGGUUGUAGGUGUUUUCGAUGACGAAACAGUCAAUGGGUAUAAAGGGAAGAACUAUCCCAUUCUUAAUUUGGGAGAAAGAGUGAUGGGACUUUUGGCGUGUCGAUACGUCGACGAUGUCAUCAUUGGAGCCCCCAAAGGAGUGACUAAAGAAAUGAUCGAAAGAAUGAAAAUCAGUUGUGUAGUCCAUGGGAAGUGUGAGAAUGGUAUUGGAAAGAACUUUUAUAGUGAUGCUGUUGAUAUGGGUGUGUAUAAAGAAGUCGACUCGGGAAAAACUUUAACCUCAGACGAAAUCAUUGAAAGAGUCAAAGAGAGAGAAAAGUUGUUUGAGGCCAGAAACGCUAAGAAGAUCAGAUAA
Entamoeba invadens IP1 is the source of this 1026-nucleotide messenger RNA. RefSeq names its product ethanolamine-phosphate cytidylyltransferase, putative. NCBI's taxonomy places the organism in Eukaryota, Evosea, Mastigamoebida, Endamoebidae. Gene Ontology annotation, cellular component: cytoplasm. The transcript has a single exon. Bases 1 to 1026 code for a protein of 341 amino acids. The record is from RefSeq and is a predicted model, not a curated record. Gene Ontology annotation, molecular function: ethanolamine-phosphate cytidylyltransferase activity. Gene Ontology annotation, biological process: phosphatidylethanolamine biosynthetic process.